Acaulospora colombiana is the source of this 463-nucleotide messenger RNA. The record is from the annotation of a GenBank genome assembly. Lineage: Eukaryota; Fungi; Glomeromycota; Glomeromycetes; Diversisporales; Acaulosporaceae.
AUGGGAUGCUGGGAUGAACUCUGUCUCAUUUGUGGCUUGCGACCAGGUGGAGGUCCUACAUCACUAUUUGUAGAUCGUGAUGCAUGCUUGAAUAUGAUCGCCGACAGCCUCAAAGAACAGAAAAUCAAAUAUAGACUGCGAAAGAAGGAUAUACUCGAAGAGCUUCGGAAGCUUUUAAAACUCUUUGAUGAUGAGGAGGACUCGGGUGACAAUACGGGUUACGAGAAGGCCGUCGAAGAAGGUUCUAUAGCCCCUGGACCUUACUUUCCCUUUAGUCAUGAACAGUGGCACGGUUGGGAAGCGAUUGCGAUCGGAGUGUUUGACGAUGAUGAUGACACAGGACCUGUUAAGGGAAACAUGGUGACCACUCGUCUAGUGUCUAGCGCCAGUGGUUAUGGUGGUUACUUUGAAAAUGUCGAGGGGAUGGACGGAGAAGUCAACACCGACGCUAGCACCAACAGUU